Anopheles bellator is the source of this 1000-nucleotide messenger RNA. RefSeq lists its product as uncharacterized. The record is from RefSeq and is a predicted model, not a curated record. Bases 294 to 842 code for a protein of 182 amino acids. NCBI's taxonomy places the organism in Eukaryota, Metazoa, Arthropoda, Insecta, Diptera, Culicidae. The transcript has 4 exons.
UCCGGCGGAUGGUGUGAUCGCUCGCCAAUAGCUGCUACACAUAAAUAAGGCAACCCGACCGGUGUGCCCGAGAUUCGGUUCGCUACUCUCGCUGUUGGCGAAAGAACCACAAACGCCACAGCCUCUCUCGGUACCUUCUCGGCAAUUAGUAGCGUGUUCAGGUGUCACGCGGAGAUCGCGCACUGGCGUGUCGAUCGGUCGAUAAGCCCGUAGACGACAGAUAGUUGUUUUCCAUUGUUCCGAUAGCCGUUUUUUGUGGGAACUUCCGUCGUCCGGAGACUAGUGUGCAGAAAAUGGGUGCCUACAGUGCCAGCCGUCGGACGAAUGAUUUACGAUUCAUUGUUCUGUUGGUCCUCACCGGUGUGCUGGGGGUCGCGUUCGCUUGUAACGGUGGGUACAAGGUGCGGAUCAAGAAAAUCGAAAACUGUGCCGGCCCGGACGCGGUCAUAACGGCGGACGACAAUUUCACCGUCGUCCUGACGAAGGACUGUGACGUCAAGUCGCGGGGAUGUGUGCGCUUUAAGGACUUCCAGACGGCCAACGCCAAGUACACGCUCACCAAGGACGGAGUGCAGAUGAUGCAGGGCUCGAUCGAUCUGUGCAAUCAGGCUUCGCACCGCAAGCGCACCGAAAGCAUCGCCGGCUUCCUCCGAACGCUCGGCGUACCGGAACAGUGUCCCGUCGAAGCGGGACAAAUAUGCGUCGAGCCCAGCCAGGCCGUGAACAUCAAGCGCUUCCAGCAGUACCUUCCGCUGGCCCGAGGAUCAAUCGCGGUGGAUGUUGCCGUGCAGCACGAUUCGGGUAAGAGUUGCUUCAAGAUUCGUUUCGAUAUUACAAAGUGAUCCUACAAAGUCGUGCGCCCCGUCCGUUGUGCCAGUUACCGGUUGUGAAGGGAUAGGAAUAAAAUUAACGCUGCGCGGUUCGGAAUCCUAUUCGCCAUCAACACAAAUUAUCCUGCUGAGCCCGCCAUUAGUCGAAACAUUUUCAAUAAACACCAUGU